GCAUGAUUGAGUUUUUCUCUACAGCCUACCAGUGUUUCUCAUAUGGUUAUCACAGAAGUAGGCAGCAGUUUGUACUUCUUACUUGGAUUAAAUCCUAACAAAGUAUGCCGUGGCAUAAUGACUCUGACUUGGCUAACUAUGGAUUCUUGAUGCAAACACAAGUCUAUUUGCUUCCUCCAACAAUUGAAUACAUCCUUGUGAGAAUAACACUGGUUGGCAUUGGGUUGUCUGUGGUGGGCUCGUUACUGUCUGUGUUUCUAGUUUGCUAUGUCCCUAUUCGAAGUGAUGCCUUAUUUUCUGUUUGCAACAUGUGCAUCGCCCUUAUUGGCGCCCAGCUAGCGUUUGCAGGGGCGGAGAAUGUUUUUCCCGAGAAGAUUAUGUGCAAGGUUUCUACGGCGUCCCUUCACUAUUUGUUUCUGGCAGUGCACACUUGGUCUCUGGCAUUUUCAAUACACAUGCUUCUCAAGCUGUUCAGAUUCCUUCACGGCAAAAGGACCAAGAGGAGGUUUAUACUGGCCAGCGUUGGCUGGGUGGGGCCAAUCAUUGUGGUGGCUACCACUGCAGUCGUGGCUGGUGACGGCUAUGGAGAUGAAAGACUAUGUUGGCUGAGUGUGGAUAAUGGAUCAGUGUGGGCUUUUGUCGGACCUGUUUGUUUCAUUUGUUCGGUCAACUUGCUGGUUUUGUUUUUAGUCUUAUUGGUACAGUACAGACAUGACAGUAAAAAAGCGUUGCCUCCCAUUACAAGGCUUGGGAAUCUAUUAACAACCAUCAUAACACAGCUUCCAGUCACCAAUGUCACCUGGCUAUUCGGUGUGGUUCCAGCAAAAUUCGUUGCUUUUCAAUAUUUGUUUGUCAUGCUAAAUGCUUCACAGGGCAUGAUUAUUUUCACAUGUCACAUGAUGUGCAGUAGCCAGAUAAGAAAUCUCCUGAAGACACGUUUCCAUGGAGUUCCGCCACCAGAUGGAGCCAAAAAUGAAGAGCUUACCAAGAGUGAUUCCACUGGCAACACACAGUCACUUGAAAUGGAUAUAGUGGGGGCAGAGGGGCUACGGGCUAUUGCUAUGUCCAAGAAGAGAGAUUCAUAACUCACUAAAACUCUUAUAGAAAAAUAGUAGCCUUCUCUUAUUAGACUGUAUUCAUUCAAACCUAAAGAUUUUACAUAGUUUAACAAAAAUAAAGCCAUCAAAAAAAAAAAAAGGAAUAAAAGAAUGUUUUUUGAAAUAUUUUCAUACCACAGGAUUUGCAAUCAGCAUCUUAAGUGGCACUUUAAAAUAAUUUUUCAAAAUGGAAGUAAAAUCAUUAUUUUCACGUUUAGUUAACAUAUUUUCAGAGUAAAAAGAAUAUUUUUAAUGUAAUGUUAAUUAUACUUUAAAAGUAUGAUGGUUAAAAGAAGAAAAAAGAUUUAAUUGCACAAUUUCAUUAAUUUUAAGAGGGAAAUUGGCAUUGUAUAUAUCCUAUGAGGCAGUAAGGUGAUGUGUCAAAAUCAAGAUCAUGGUAGUAAGGUUGCAUGUCCGAAACAAAGGUCACUGUAGAAAGGUGGUUGUCCAGAAAAUAGGUCAAAGAAAAAUCGUGCGCAAUAUGAGUGAAAGAACGUUUUUAAAAAUCCAACAACAAUGGGAUUUACUCAAUAUGGCAAUCUGUUCUUUUAUGUAAAAGUUUACUCAGAUUUGUAAUUUACAAAUAAGAGAAAGAUUCAAUCUCAUCUUCUUCAGAUUAGCAAUGCUUUUAUUUGAAGGAACAUCAUCACAAGUCAUUCCAAAUUAAUGACAGUAACUAUAAUAAAUGUCUUGCUCAGAAAUGAGCAUAAUUUAUCUGUA
Molecule: messenger RNA, 1817 nt
Organism: Biomphalaria glabrata
Lineage: Eukaryota; Metazoa; Mollusca; Gastropoda; Planorbidae
Product: adhesion G-protein coupled receptor D1-like
Exons: 10
Coding region: 105-1085 (326 amino acids)
Biological process (GO): adenylate cyclase-activating G protein-coupled receptor signaling pathway; cell surface receptor signaling pathway
Cellular component (GO): membrane
Molecular function (GO): G protein-coupled receptor activity
Source: RefSeq, a predicted model, not a curated record